AUGACUAAUCUACAACUAUCACAAAUAACGCUAUUAAUUGAAGAAUGUAAUAUCAUAAUCGAAGAAAGAAAUAAUAUUAAAAAAUUGAAUAUCAGUCCGUCACUAAACGAUAAUAAUGACUUGAUAUCGAUAUUGAAUAAGAUAUUAAUAAAUUUAAGAACAUUUGAAAAUAAUCUAAUUAUAUCAUAUACAAAUGUUAACAGCAGUAGUAAUAACAAUAGUAAUUAUCAAAAUUUAAAUCAAUUAAAAGAAGAGUUUUAUGCAAAAGUAUUUGAUUACAAUUUAAUAAUAAAAACAUUAAUCAAACAAACUAGUGAUAAUAAUAAUAGUAAUAAUAGUAAUAAUAAUAAUUUGGAAAAUUUGGAUUCACUUAUAAAUUUAAAUGAUUACCUUUUUGAUAAAAAGGAAUUGCCAAUCGUUCAAAAUAUACUGAAAAAGAAAAGCGUUCGAUUCAAAGACAAUUUGAUUGAAGAUGAUCCAGUAACAUUUAAUCAGCCAUAUAAAGACUCACCAGCAAAGGGCAUCUAUAAGGAUAAUUACAGCAGAAACAUUGAUACCAGUACUAGUGGCACUAAUGAUAACCGUAAUAGUGGCGAUAAUGACAAUUAUAAUAACAAUGACAAUGAACUAUUCACAGACUCCUCAAGCACCGCCAGCCUAGACAGUUCAACCAGCUCUGAAGGUUUCGGCAGCAUCGCCAACCACCAACUCUUUGCACAACAGCAACAAUUGCUAACGGUUCAGGAUGACAGAUUGGACUCUUUAGCAGAGUCUGUGAGAAGACAACGAGAGCUUGGUUUGACAAUCAACGACGAAUUGGACUCGCAGUUGGUGAUCUUGAACGACGUGGAGAGCCUCAUGGACAACUCGCAACGAAGACUCAGUAAGGCACGAAACAACCUUAGACGCUUUUCCAGGAAGCUCAAGGAAAAUGGCCAGUGGGUCUUGAUCUUGAUGCUCAUUAUUGUGCUUCUUCUUCUCUUGCUCAUAUUCUGA
Molecule: messenger RNA, 996 nt
Organism: Ascoidea rubescens DSM 1968
Lineage: Eukaryota; Fungi; Ascomycota; Saccharomycetes; Ascoideales; Ascoideaceae
Product: syntaxin
Exons: 1
Coding region: 1-996 (331 amino acids)
Source: RefSeq, a predicted model, not a curated record